UGUUCCAAUACAAGCGGCUGCAGAGAGGUUGGAGCGUGCAGCCAGUGCUGGGAGCUGGAGAGGAGAUCUUCCUGCAGGAGUUUUCCCUCAGACUGGAGGAUUUUCAGGGAUCCAGAAGAUUUUGAGGACCUUCAAGAAAAAAACGUAAAGAACUUGAAGAAAACUUGAACUUGUGGCCAUAGAAGAAAUGAUUGGCGCCGCCCUCCCUCUCCUGUUCUGCCUCGUGACUCUCUGUUCAGCUCGGCCUCAGCCAGCUUCUCCACAGAGGAUCCAAUGGAGGUCGUCCGGCACACUGGCGGGGAAGGUGGUGUUACCGUGUUCCUUCACCAUGACAUCAGCAUCUCACAGCGCCUCCACGCCUCUGCCGCUCUCUGCUGAGGACCUUCGGAUCAAGUGGGUGAAGCUGGAAGGGCAGGACGAGAAGUUGGUGCUGGUGGCACAGAACGGCAUGGUGAAGGCGGGACAGAGGUUCCACGGCAGGGUGUCGGUUCAGAACCACCCGCCGUCUGUUGGGGACGCCUCGCUGGUGAUGGACAACCUGAGGGCCAGCGACGCCGGGCUGUACCACUGCGAAGUGGUGCACGGUUUGGACAACACCCGGGACACGGUCAGCCUGAACGUCUCUGGUGUGGUUUUCCACUACAGAGCCAACAGCAGUCGCUACACCCUGGACUUUCACCAGGCAAAAGAGGCGUGCCGCUCCAUCCAUGCCUCCAUCGCCACACCCGCACAGCUGGACGCCGCCUUCCAGGACGGCCUGGACCAGUGUGACGCCGGCUGGCUGGCAGACCAGUCAGUUCGGUAUCCGAUCACGCGGCCUCGACGGGGCUGUGAGGGAGACCUGAUGAGCCACAGAGGCGUGAGGACGUACGGCGUCCGCGACGCCACCGAGAAAUACGACGUUUACUGUUUCAUAGACCAACUGAACGGCGAAGUCUUCUUCCCCCCCUCCCUCAGUGAUAAGCUCACCUUGCAGCAGGCGAGAGAGGCGUGUGAGCGGCACGACGCUGCGCUGGCGUCACCUGGUCAGCUGUUCGCCGCUUGGAGGGCGGGGUUUAACCGCUGUGACUACGGCUGGCUGUCUGACGGUAGCGUCCGCCAUCCCGUCACAGUCCCCCUGCCUCAGUGUGGUGGGGGCCUGCUGGGGGUUCGAACCCUCUACAAGCACAAAAACCAGACUGGCUACCCCGACCCAGGGGAGCGUCACGGAGCGUUCUGCUUCAAAGCCAAGCUGCCAGAACUGACCCCCCAUGAGGACACCCCAGCCGUCUCGGCAGUACCCCCCCUCACCCAGACACCCUCACAACCUCAGCAAGUGGAGCUCCAAGCUGGAGCGACAGAAACUACCGAGUUCUCCCGCACAGAACGCCAGCCCACCUCCCCCCAUACGACCACCUCCCCCAACCCCCCCACCACCUUUGACGACUAUGACGUUAAAGACUUUGAAAUUCCUCGCUUGGAGUCCAUUCCAUCAAGAGGAGAUACCAUACCAUUACCCCCGUUACCCAGCUUUGAACCACAGCCUCCAAAACUUGACAUCUCACAUGAUGGCGGGGAGGGGGGGGCAGUGGACAGCAGCAGCAGCGGUGCCCCCCCUGCUGGAACGGAUGAAAGCAGAGCUGUGAGCCUCCAAACUACAACAGUGGAGCCAAGCUGGUCUCCAAAACACGCCGCAGAGGUGGGAACCCCAAGACAAGAGGUGACAACAACCCCCCCACCACUUCCAGAGGUUUUCACCGCAGAGUUGGACCCCCCCUCCUUCUCUGUGGAACCAGGACACCACCCCGCCGUGGUCUUCAAGGAACACCUUCCCCCUGGAGCUGCAUCUGAACCGGAGCAGUCUGGAGUCGUUCCUGCGGUUGCAGACACCUUUGAUCCGGCGUCCGUCCACAUCAUCAUCGUCAGCAUGCCCAGCUCCAACCACUCAGUUGUGCCGGAGAUGGACGUGGUGUUGGAUCUUUUGAAUAAGCCUUUAAAUCUCUCCCAGUCCCUCCCGUUCCACAACGACCCCACGCAGUUGACCAGCGACGGAGCUCUGGGCAGUGGGACCUCCGACCCCCUCGACCCUUUCGCCACCUCCCCACCCCCAAUGAUCCGCUUCAUUAACGAGACAGAAGAGUUGUCCUUUGAGCCUGAACUCGCAGAAGAAGCCAGAGGAGAUCAGUUUGACAUUGUCACACCUGGUCAGCCGAGGACUGAGGAAGUGGACGACACGACCGCCUUUGACUACAUCGUGAGUGAUCCUCACAUGGAGAAGACGGUUACAGAGGAAACAACAAUAACAGAGGAAACAACAAUAACAGAGGAAACAACAAUAACAGAGGAAAUGACAGACGAUCUGAAGACCACUUCAGAUCCUGAAAAGAAGGUAUUUGAUGCCGUCACAGACUUUAAGGCCCUGAGGACUGAAGAACCAACACAAACCACCUCAACGGUUCUGCCCUCAGUCUUAUCAAACCCUUUAACAACAUCGAGUUCAGUCAUCUACCCAUCUAGUUCUGAUGGUGUCCUAACUUUUGAAGUCCCAGAGGGCUCUGCAGACAGUCAGGCCAUGCCCCAGGCAGAGGGCUCUGCAGAUGGCGUUCCCACUCCAGCGUCAGACCGCCUGCCAGGUGGGACAGAGGUUUUUACUUUCAUCCCAGACACAAAGCCUGAGGAGACGAGCACAAAGACCAAGACCAAAGACUUUGAAGGGUCUGUCUUUGGAGAAGAUGUGAUUUCUGAGCAAGAACAUUACUCCAUAAAGCUGUUCACGACACCAAGUAAAACUCCACCCAUUCAUUCCACACUUCACACCCAGAAGCCUCCAUCUGGAGCGAUGGAUGACCCGACUGCAAAUGCUGGUACAGAAAGAGGUUCAGGUGUAGAGCAGCUGUCUGGGGAUGAAGAGGGGCAGCCCUCUGGGGAACCGGUCGGUCUCUUUGACCCACAUGGAGAGGUUAAAGUUACUGUUUUGCCAGAUGUUCUAGUUCUGUCUGGGGACCAGACGGUCUCAACAACACUGGAAACUCUUACAGAUCUCAAGAACGAAUCAACAGCAAGAACCAUAACCAAAAACCAACAAGUCAAACUGACUACGUACACUUCAGUUCACCAAACCAAAGCUCUACCCUCAACGUGGUCAACCACAGAGAGCCCUGAUGGUCAACCUGAGCUUCUAUCCUCAACAUGGUCAACCACAGAGAGCCCUGAUGGUCAACCUGACCUUCUACCCUCAACGUGGUCAACCACAGAGAGCCCUGAUGGUCAACCUGACCUUCUAUCCUCAACAUGGUCAACCACAGAGAGCCCUGAUGGUCAACCUGACCUUCUACCCUCAACGUGGUCAACCACAGAGAGCCCUGAUGGUCAACCUGACCUUCUACCCUCAACGUGGUCAACCACAGAGAGCCCUGAUGGUCAACCUGACCUUCUAUCCUCAACAUGGUCAACCACAGAGAGCCCUGAUGGUCAACCUGACCUUCUACCCUCAACGUGGUCAACCACAGAGAGCCCUGAUGGUCAACCUGACCUUCUACCCUCAACGUGGUCAACCACAGAGAGCCCUGAUGAUCAACCUGAGCUUCUAUCCUCAACGUGGUCAACCACAGAGAGCCCUGAUGGUCAACCUGAGCUUCUAUCCUCAACAUGGUCAACCACAGAGAGCCCUGAUGAUCAACCUGACCUUCUAUCCUCAACGUGGUCAACCACAGAGAGCCCUGAUGGUCAACCUGAGCUUCUAUCCUCAACAUGGUCAACCACAGAGAGCCCUGAUGGUCAACCUGACCUUCUACCCUCAACGUGGUCAACCACAGAGAGCCCUGAUGGUCAACCUGAACUACUACCCUCAACGUGGUCAACCACAGAGAGCCCUGAUGAUCAACCUGACCUUCUACCUUCAACGUGGUCAACCACAGAGAGCCCUGAUAAUCAACCUGACCUUCUACCUUCAACGUGGUCAACCACAGAGAGCCCUGAUGAUCAACCUGAGCUUCUAUUCUCAACAUGGUCAACCACAGAGAGCCCUGAUGAUCAACCUGACCUUCUACCUUCAACGUGGUCAACCACAGAGAGCCCUGAUAAUCAACCUGACCUUCUACCUUCAACGUGGUCAACCACAGAGAGCCCUGAUGAUCAACCUGAGCUUCUAUUCUCAACAUGGUCAACCACAGAGAGCCCUGAUGAUCAACCUGGGCUACUACCCCUGAUUAAAUUGUCCACUCAAAGCCCCAAUCACGGUACAGCGGCUCCAUCCACAAGCUUUACACAAACACUUCACCAGACCACGCGUUCUACCACUUCAUCUAUUUACACCUUUGACCACAGCCCUCAAUCCAUCCCUCACUGGGCUCUUAGCCCUGACCCGUCUGCUACCGCUCUGCCAGAGGAGUUUGUUGAUUAUGACAAAGCGAUUGCCCCCAAUCUCCUGGAGUCCCACCCACAGUUACCAGUAAAGAUGAAGACUACAGAGCAGCCAAAGACGGAUGCUGCAUCUACUCCUUUUGAGGAGUCCACCACUGUAAACAUCAGAGAUCUUGAGCCGUGCUUGUACAGCCCAUGCCACAACGGAGGGUCCUGCUUCCAGAAAGAGACCCGGGACAUCUGCCUUUGUGCUCCUGGAUUCACCGGGCAGUACUGCGAGAUAGAUGUAGAUGAGUGCCACUCCAACCCGUGUCUGAACGGCGCUACGUGUCUGGACGGGAUCGAUUCCUUCACCUGUGCCUGCCUGCCCAGCUAUACAGGGAAGCUCUGUGAGCAAGACACGGAGGUGUGUGGAUCCGGUUGGCAGAAGUUCCAGUCCCACUGCUACAAGUACUUCAAGCAUCGGCGGCCCUGGGAAGCUGCAGAGAGGGAGUGUCGACUGCAGGGAGCCCACCUGACCAGCAUCCUGUCCCAGGAGGAGCAAACCUUUGUCAACCGUCUGGGUGGAGACUACCAGUGGAUCGGUCUGAGCGACAAGAUGUUUGAGCGAGACUUCAGGUGGACCGACGGCCAGCCAAUGCAAUACGACCACUGGAGGCCCAACCAGCCGGACAGCUUCUUCCACGACGGGGAGGACUGCGUGGUGAUGAUCUGGCACGAGGGGGGGCAGUGGAACGACGUGCCCUGCAACUAUCACCUGACCUUCACCUGCAAGAAGGGAACAGUGACGUGCGGUCAGCCGCCGGUGGUGAAGCACGCUCGAGUGUUCGGCGCCCCGAAGCCCCACUAUGAGAUCGGCAGCAUGGUCCGCUAUCACUGCAAGCAGGGCUUCAUCCAACGACACGCCCCCACCGUUCGCUGCCGUGACAACGGGGAGUGGGACCUGCCCAAAGUCGCCUGCAUCGCUGCUGCAGCCUUCCAUCAGUCCCACGACCUUCCACGACGCAGCGGCGAGCUGCGGAACAGGCCACACCUCCACCACUCAGAGAGUCCCGACAAACCCGACCAGAACCAGGAGCAGAGCUUCAGCCUCCUGCGGAGCCUCUGGGACCCUGUUCAGAACCGAGUGGAGACUCUGUGGUGGCCGACCCGGGAGCAGAAGCACUGACUGGGUCUGUGGUCCUGAUCCGAUCUGAGCGGCAGCGUUGGCAGCACCGCGUCGAUCCAGAAGCCUCAGCAGACAAACGUCGCGUUUCUGCGAUCUGACUGCUGCUGCCGCUCAGACCAAACGUUUUCCAGAGAUUUUAUCCGACUCUGUCGGCGUUUCACCUCAACAAAUGCCAACUUUUAGAUUUAUUCCUAUAAAACAACAAAAGAUCCGAAAACCCAUUUUAAAACUUUGUCAUCCGAUAUUUUUCAGUCGUGUGAAGUUUGGACUUUCAUUAGACCCCGCCUCUUUUUUCUUGUCUGGUUUGUGAGUCAGAAAGUGGAGGACGGGACUCAAACCCACAAUCUGUGUUUUUGGUUGUGUUCAGUCUGUCCAACAUCAAGGCAGGUUUCACAGCGGCUCAGGACCCUGAGGAGGCCUGAGGAGGUCUGAGGGGGUCUGAGGAGGUCUGAGGGGGUCUGAGGAGGUCUGAGGGGGUCUGAGGAGGCCUGAGGGGGUCUGAGGAGGCCUGAGGAGGUCUGAGGGGGUCUGAGGAGGUCUGAGGAGGCCUGAGGAGGUCGGAGGGGGUCUGAGGAGGUCUGAGGGGGUCUUUAGUUUGUUUCUGUCCAAGUUUGUUGGAGAGGAACGUCCUGAAGCCUCCGUGAAUGGACGGAUGACGUUCAGGCUUGGCACAGACUUCUCAAAACCCCACAGAUGUGGUUCUGUCAGCGGUGAAGCAGCGGCGUCUGAGAAUCCCUUAAAUCUCCUCAGCGGACCGAGACGGGGGAGUUUGUGAGGGGCGGAGGUGGUUCUGGACCUCUCUGCAGACGUUUCCUCCUUAGAACCUUUCUGCUGCAGCUGAGUCAGAAAGGAUCAGGACGUUUGCAUCCACAGGCCUCUGUGCUGGGGGGGGGGUCCUUCAGUCCAACAACAGAACUCUGCUCCACAGCUUCUCUUCUGUUGAAAAAGCAGCAAAAGUUUGGAUGUUUACGUCAGCAUCAGAUAUUAGAAAUAAAACGUUUGGUUUUACGGUGACUCUUUCAUUUCUGUUGUUUUCGUACAGUUUUUUGGUUACAAAUAAAGAUUAAUGAUUUAUUUUUUAAUUCUCUGCAGAAACACAUCAGCAUCAUGACUGCGUUUUGCUGCAGAUCAUAUUGAGACAUUUCACACAAAUACGAUAUGAAUCCACAGGAACGGAAACAAAGUGACGACUUCCUGUUGACAGAUUCCUGUUUGUGAAAUGUUGGGAUGUUUUGGAGCGGCUGUUGAUGGUUUCUGGAUUUUUCUUUCUGGAGUCAGAAGGAACCUGAGGGUUCAGACGGGAAAGUGUUGUUGUGUCGUCGCUGCAUCACAACGCCAAGCUUCCUCCACCGCCACCACACCGCCGCCGGUGGAGCAACAGGAACUUCAGACUUUUGAUUGAAGGAGAGACUUCCCAAUGAUUUCCCAGGAUUCUUUGCUCCUCUUCUGGCUCAUCUGCAGACUCUGAAAUGAACAUAAGGAGCACAGACUGAACUCUUACCGGCUGUUUCCUGAUGUUUCUCCACUGUCUGGAUCUGACAGAGCAGACCUUCUCAGCUGGUCGGCGCCGUCUGCUGUUUGGGUGACAAUAAAAGGCGUUUGACCUCCGGAGGUUUGAUCUGAAGUCCCUGAUUUGACGGAUGUUUCUAUUCACCCGUCAUGUUUAGCCUCUCUGUUGGAUUUUAUGAAAAUCCUGUUUGUGCUGUUUUUAACGUGUUCUUGUGGCGUUUUUCGGAUGGAGGACAUGAAUAAAAGACUUUAAGAUUAAAA
Oryzias latipes (Japanese medaka) is the source of this 7279-nucleotide messenger RNA. RefSeq names its product versican b (gene vcanb). The record is from RefSeq and is a predicted model, not a curated record. Gene Ontology annotation, cellular component: perineuronal net; synapse. Gene Ontology annotation, biological process: glial cell differentiation; positive regulation of neuroblast proliferation; skeletal system development. NCBI's taxonomy places the organism in Eukaryota, Metazoa, Chordata, Actinopteri, Beloniformes, Adrianichthyidae. Gene Ontology annotation, molecular function: hyaluronic acid binding; calcium ion binding.